Molecule: messenger RNA, 849 nt
Organism: Paramecium sonneborni
Lineage: Eukaryota; Ciliophora; Oligohymenophorea; Peniculida; Parameciidae
Source: the annotation of a GenBank genome assembly
AUGAAAAUAGCAUGUUAAUUAGGAGAUAUGUUUAUUACAGCUGCUUAUGCUCCAAGUGGUAGAGCUACUUGUAAAGGUUGUUAAGGCAAAAUUGCUAAAGAAGAACUUAGAUUAAGUAAUAUUGUUGAUGAAGAUCAUUAUCAUCAAGAACAUCAUUUUCAUGCUGAUUGUUUUUAAUUAAAACCAGCAUUUAAAAAUGCAACAUAUAAAGAUAUUUUUCAUGUUGAAAAUCUAUCAAAAGAAGAUUAAGAAAAAGUCAAAGCUAUUCUAGAAAAAUUAUAAAAAACAGAAGUCAAAAAGAAACCUUAAUAAAAAAAAAUCAAUCCAAAAUCUAAAUAAAACAAAUCUAAAAAAAGUGAUGUUGGAGAUGAUAGUGAUAGUGAUGAUGAUUAUAAAGGAACAAAAAAAUAAAAUGAUAAAUAAACUAAAAUUGAAUAAAAAAAUGAAAAAAAAUAAGUGAUUUCAAAAUAAUCAGAAUCAUUUCAAAAUGUUAGUGAUGAAGAAGAGGAACCUGAAGUAUUUGUACUUUAUGAUAAAUCAUAAAAAGAAGAAUUUAAGAAAAUCUAAAAAGAGCUAGAAAAAAAAUCAAUGGGUUAGUUGAAAUAAAUGUUAAAAGCAAAUGAUUAAAAAUAAACAGGUAAUAAAGGUGAACUUAUUGAAAGAAUUGCGGAUUGUAUGAUUAAAGGAUGUUUAGAGAAAUGUCCUAAUUGUUCUGGAGGAAGACCAAAGUUUAAUCCUAUUUAGAAGAUAUUUAAAUGCCCUGGAUAUAUGGAUGACACAGAAUUCAGAUUUUGCAAUAAAUCUUAUUAACCUUAAGAUCUUAAAAGAAUUCCUUGGGUUGAUGUUUGA